UGCAUUCAGUCCUAAAGCACGCUCGAGAGGCCAUAUCAUCACCUUACACCGGUUUGUUGCUGGAGAUUGAUUGGCAGUAACUGGACGGGGAGUUACCGGACACCGGAGGGCAGGCUGAAAGAUCCCCGUGGGCGGGUGGGUGUAGCUGAGGAGUGCGCGUGCGCGUGCGCUCACGGGGCUCGUGACGUUCCGGUGCUAACCGACGGGAGUCGGGAGAGGAGAGCUCUACUACACCGAGAAGAAGCAGAGCGAGUGCGUCAGUACACCGGAGGGACGCUUGACAAGGGAGAAGUGGCCAGUCCCUCAACAUACCAAGGCAAAACCAGGGAAAACGAGAGCUUGUUGUUCUUCUCCUCAGUCAGUGUAUGUGUAGGUGAAACCGGAGCAUGUCACUAUGACAACGACUGGACUUUACACCGUAGCCUUCUUCUUCUUCAUCAUCUCAGUAACGUUAGGUGCUGCUCUGUAGAUAUCGUAGUCGCAGUAGUCGCGUAGGACUGUCAGUUGUCAAGCCUUGAAAAGAAGCCGUAGAAGACAGUCAUGGAUCAGAGACCUGCUACAAUGAUCAGCUAGCGUCUUGUGUGUCCAUUCUUCACGAUUAGAGGAGAAAGCGAAGACCGCACACCUGGAGCAGCAUGGAUUUGAGUAGCAUCAGGAAGCUCAUCACUCGAUACUGUACAGGAGAGGAGAGCUGGGUGGACAGCAGGACGGUUUAUAUUGGACAUAAAGAGCCUCCACCAGGAACAGAAGCGUACAUUCCACAGAGAUUUCCUGACAACAGAAUCGUAUCCUCAAAGUACACUUUCUGGAAUUUUAUACCGAAGAAUCUCUUUGAGCAGUUCAGAAGAAUUGCCAAUUUCUAUUUUCUGAUCAUCUUUCUAGUGCAGCUGAUCAUUGACACACCUACCAGUCCUACGACCAGCGGUCUGCCUCUUUUCUUUGUUAUCACUGUCACAGCCAUUAAACAGGGCUAUGAGGACUGGAUCAGGCACAAAGCGGACAACUCUAUAAACCAAUGUCCAGUCCACAUCAUCCAGCAUGGCAAAGUCGUACGCAAACAGAGCCAAAAGCUACGGGUGGGUGAUAUUGUCCAGGUUAAGGAGAAUGAGACAUUUCCGUGUGACCUCAUACUGCUCUCCACCAGUAGAGAAGAUGGAACAUGUUUCGUUACGACAGCCAGCUUAGAUGGAGAGUCCAGCCAUAAGACCUAUUAUGCAGUUCAGGACACAAAGGCAUUCAACACAGCGGAGGAGGUGGAUACACUGCACGCUACGAUAGAAUGCGAACAACCCCAGCCAGACCUGUACAAAUUUGUGGGACGCAUCAAUAUUUAUUUGGAUCGAGACGAGCCCAUCGCGAGACCUCUGGGUUCUGAGAACCUGCUGCUACGUGGAGCCACACUGAAAAACACUGAAUACAUACAUGCUGUGGCCAUCUACACGGGCAUGGAAACCAAGAUGGCCCUCAACUACCAGUCCAAGUCUCAGAAACGCUCCGCUGUUGAAAAGUCUAUGAACGCCUACCUGAUUGUGUACCUCUGCAUUCUGAUCAGUAAAGCUCUGAUCAAUACUGUCCUGAAGUAUGCCUGGCAGGCCAACCCGAACAGAGAUGAGCCCUGGUACAACCAGAAAACUGAGACUGAAAGGCAACGGCAUGUGUUAAUCCGGGCAUUCACAGAUUUCCUUGCCUUCAUGGUUCUGUUCAACUACAUCAUUCCUGUGUCCAUGUAUGUGACUGUGGAGAUGCAGAAGUUCCUUGGCUCGUACUUCAUCCUGUGGGACGAUGACAUGUUUGAUGAGGAGCUCGGAGAGGGACCGCUCGUCAAUACCUCAGAUCUUAAUGAAGAACUUGGACAGGUGGAAUAUGUCUUCACAGACAAGACUGGCACUUUGACAGAAAAUAACAUGGAGUUGAGGGAAUGUUGUGUGGAUGGGCAUGUUUACGUGCCACAUGCCAUCUGUAACGGGCAGAUCUUACCUGGAGCUGCCGGAAUGGAUAUGAUCGACUCCUCUCCGGGCAUAGAUGGAAAGGAGCGAGAGGAGCUGUUUUUCCGUGCGCUGUGCCUCUGUCACACAGUCCAGGUGAAGGAAGAGGAAACGGUUGAUGGCAUUAAGAGAGGAAUCCAUCAGGGCAAAUCCACCUCCUUCUACAUCUCCUCCUCUCCAGACGAGGUUGCACUGGUGGAGGGCAUGAAAAGGUUGGGCUUCACCUAUCUUCGUCUGAAGGACAGUCACAUGGAGAUCCUCAACAGAGAGGAUGAGAUGGAGAGAUUUGAGCUGUUGGAGGUGUUGACCUUUGAUUCAGUGAGGAGGAGAAUGAGUGUUAUCGUAAGAUCAAGUUCAGGAGACUACUAUUUGUUCUGUAAAGGUGCGGAUUCUUCUAUUUUCCCACGGGUGGUUUCUGGGAAGGUGGAGCAGGUCAGAGCGCGAGUAGAGCACAACGCUGUGGAGGGCUUACGGACCCUUUGUGUGGCUUAUAAGAAGCUGACUCGUGAGGAGUAUGAAGAAACAUGCCAUCUCCUCAACAGCGCUAAACUAGCUCUGCAGGAGCGCGACAGGAAACUGGCUGAAGCUUAUGAUGUCAUCGAAAAGGAUUUCAUCCUGCUGGGAGCCACGGCUGUGGAAGAUAGGCUGCAGGACAAAGCAGCCGACACCAUUGAGUCCCUGCACAAGGCUGGUAUGAAGGUUUGGGUCCUCACAGGGGACAAAAUGGAGACGGCAGCAGCCACAUGCUAUGCUAGCAAGUUGUUCCAUCGCAAUACACAAAUCCUGGAACUGACAACCAAGCGGACAGAGGAGCAGAGUCUCCACGACGUCCUGUUCGAUCUGAGCAGAACUGUCCUGAGACAUCAUGGCAGCAUGACCAGGGACACUUUCUCAGGGCUCUCAGGUGAUUGCCAAGACUAUGGUCUGAUAAUCGAUGGGGCGACAUUGUCAGCUGUUCUGAAGCCGAUACAGGAUGGAACCAGCAAUGGAGGGAACUAUAAGGAGAUUUUCCUGGAAAUCUGCAGGAACUGCAGUGCUGUUCUCUGCUGUCGCAUGGCACCUUUACAAAAAGCACAGAUUGUUAAGCUUAUAAAAGCAUCAAAAGAACACCCCAUCACACUGGCCAUCGGGGACGGAGCCAAUGACGUCAGCAUGAUUCUGGAGGCUCACGUGGGCAUAGGGAUCAUGGGUAAAGAGGGGCGUCAGGCGGCCCGUAACAGCGACUAUGCAAUUACCAAGUUCAAACACCUGAAGAAGAUGCUGCUGGUACACGGACACUACUAUUACAUCAGAAUCGCUGAGCUGGUCCAGUACUUCUUCUAUAAGAAUGUGUGCUUCAUCUUCCCUCAGUUUCUCUAUCAGUUCUUCUGUGGCUUCUCUCAGCAGCCACUGUAUGACACGGCAUAUCUGACCCUGUACAAUAUCAGCUUCACCUCAUUACCCAUCCUCCUGUACAGUCUGAUGGAGCAGCACAUCAACAUGGACAUCCUCAAACGGGACCCUACUCUCUACAGAGAUAUUGCCAAGAAUUCCCUCCUGAGAUGGCCCACCUUCAUCUACUGGACAUUUCUGGGGGUUUUUGAUGCCGUGGUCUUCUUCUUUGGUGCUUUCUUCCUUUUCGACAACACAACCUUCACCAGCAACGGACAGCUAAUGGCCACCAACACACAGAUGAUGUUUGGAAACUGGACCUUUGGAACACUUGUAUUUACUGUCCUGGUGUUCACGGUCACGCUAAAGCUUGCCCUGGACACACAUUACUGGACGUGGAUCAACCACUUUGUCAUAUGGGGGUCACUGCUAUUCUAUGUCAUCUUCUCCCUCCUGUGGGGAGGCAUCAUUUGGCCUUUCCUGAACUAUCAGAGGAUGUACUAUGUGUUCAUGCAGAUGUUGUCCAGCGGUCCUGCAUGGCUCAGUAUAAUUCUGCUGAUUAUAGUCAGUCUGCUGCCUGAUGUGGUGAAGAAAGUGUUGUGUAGAGCUCUAUGGCCCACCACCACAGAGAGAAUACAGAAUGCCGAUAAGUUGUAUAAGGGCCACCUGUCCGAGUUCACCCCCCUGUCCUCCCUCCAUGCUCCACCUGCACGGAAACACGACAGACAUGGCAACGAAAACCAGAACCACACCCACCGCAGGUCUGACUCCUCCCCUCCCAAAAAACUGAUGUGUACUUACUGGGGGGGCAGGCCUGACUACUGCACCUUCAGCUCCUUCCUCCGAAUAGGAGAAAACCCAAGAUUUUCUGGGGCAGCUUACGCCUACAGCACACCGGGGCCCGAGACGUCCGUAUGACAGUCUCGGGCCGUAUGAAAGAAAUAGUCUACUUAUCCAAUCAAAUUAGCCCUCGAUUAUUCCAGAGUCAAGAUUGGGACACUAUUUGGAGACCAAUCUUGGCUUGUUACCCUUACCUGAAACAAAAGCACUGAAAGGCGUUCUUGUGGUAUACGCUAAUGGGCUAGCGAUGCUGUGUGUUAAUUUAGAAGCUGGAGGAAGGCCAAACUGAAUUGGCUGCACCAUCUGCGAGUGUGGCGUACUGCGCUAAGCGGCCUUGGGACAUAUUUACCUUGUUUUCUUUGUGUGUACGUUUAAACGUGAGAGCGUGUUCCCUUUACACUGUGGGUUUACGUGUUCGCUCACCUACCCUUGUAAAUCCUUCAUGUGAAAAAUUACUUGAAACCUACACUGGGCAGUAGUAGCACAAACCUUUCCAUCUCAGACGCAACCCCUACCACUAAAUAUUAAUGUGGAUGACAGUUAAAAUGGCCUUGGAUGCUCUCAAAACUGACUGUCCUGUUCUUUUCUCCUUCUUUUCUUUGUUCUCUGUCGUCUCCCUUUCCCUUUUUUGUCCUGUCCUCCUUCUCUUUUCUUGUCCUACUUUUUUAUAGAACAAACUGGUGUUGCGUUUGUGCAAACCUGUUAUCAAGGAACACUCCAUAGCCUGCGAUUGUCUUUGUCCGAUUGCAUUGUAAGUGGCUAAAUUUGGCCAUUUCUGUUACUGCACUGUACUAGAGCGAACGCUGUGUGUUUGUGCACGUGUGUGUGCGUGCGAGUGUGAAAGUAGGCCUUUGUUAGAACAACUACGAGAAGACAAAUUGUAACUGGACUGUCAUUGUUUCACCCUUUAACUUUCAAAAAGGUGGAAAUCCACUCAUGUUCUACCGUUCCAAAGUUUGUAAAACCAUUGACUUGUGUCAUCAUGACAACCAGUUACUCUUUUCUAGCUGCUUGACGAUUUGCUUUAAAAUUCUGUAGUUCCCUACGUAUAAUCAGUCCUUUUAGUUUUUUAGUGUAGAACCAGAUACAGAAUGCUAAAGGCUACGCUAGCCACCUUAGCUUGACUGUUCUGCCUUAAUGCUAAUAUUUCCCAUCUUUUCCACCGCAGUUUGGAACCAAAGGUUGUGAAAUACGGAGUAUUUUAAUGUGUGUUUGUUGCCUUAUGCUCAAAGAGAAAUGGAGGGAAAGUGUUUGAUGGCAUUAGAAGAAUCCCACCACACUGCCUUAAGUUGACAUUGCACCAGCUGAGGAUGGAGGCUGAUAAAAGUACUAUUCGACAUCGUCCAGUGCCACCAACAUGGCCCAGGGCUCCUGAAGAUAAACAAAUGAAAUUGAACAGUUCUGUUGGUGUAAACAUCUUUGUGCGUUCACAAAAAGUACAAAUUAACUUCCUCAUCAGCAUACUUUCAUGAUUGUAACGUCCUAUUUGACUGUUCCCAAAGCCUUUUGUCUGUAUUAAUGUAACUGUUGGAGCCCUGUGUUGGGUUGCUAUCAUUUCUUUGUUGCACAUUACUAAUUUAUGAUCUGAUAUAAAUAAGUCAGAUGUAAAUAGCCUGUGAUACGGUUCACGAACAACUCGUUAAACUAACAGCCCAAUCAAGGUCAGAAUCACAGAUGGCCUAUCUUGGCCACUAUGUUCACAGAAGUGGUUCUUUUCUAGUGUGCAUAACACAGAAGAUGAGCUUUUUAAAAUGAUUCCCAGGAAAUGUGCCUCACACCCAUUUAAAAGGACAUUUUCAUAAACAUAUUGUGAAGUGCAUUCAAUUCCAUCUCCGCUCUGUCAAUGAAUUCAAAUUCACAUUGAUUUGAAUUGAAUUUGAAUGCAAUUCAGUUUAAAUUCAAAGAUAACACUAUAACAAAUUGAUUGAACACAUGAUGACUUACCAGUUUAAUAUAUCAUUCUCAUAAAAUAUUGUGAAGUAUGUACAGUUCCAUCUCCGUCCUGUCAAUGAAUUUAAAUUCACAUUGAUUUGAAUUGAGUGUGAAUGAAAUUCAGUUUAAAUUCCAGAUGUAACACUGUAACAGAUUGAACACCGGAUGACUUGCCUGCUUAAUAUUUAAUUCUCAUAAAAAAUAUUGUAAAGUAUGUCUAAUUCCAUCUCUGUCCAGUGAAUGAAUUCAAAUUCACAUUGAUUUGAAUUGAGUGCGAAUGCAUUUUAAGUUUAGAUUCCAGGGAACACUGGAACGGGUAUGGAACUAAACCAAACUAAAAAUCAGACCUUUUGACCAUCAAAACUACAUCUGUUUGUCUGCAUGACUCUUUCCCUGCUGUCCUUCACAUUCCCUGCCAUUUUUUUUUCUCAUUUUGUUUCUGCUCACAUUGAUUCUGGAAUGUAGUGUUGCUUUCCUGGAGCAUCAUCUCUUCAUCUCCACUUCUUUCCUCGCAUGUGUUUCCUUCGCUCACCCUGUCAUUCACUUCUCGUGAUGAGGCCAGUCACCCAUUUCACCAUUUUAACCAUCAUCCAUGACAGAGAGAGAAAGUAGGUGAUGUCAAAGACUAUCAAGACCACUGUUUUGAUGGUUACUCCAAGCUUCUUGUGGGUAGGUGCCUUCUGGUGCUUUUUAACCUCAAUGUAUGUUCAUGCGUUCAGUUCAGUGAAGCGUGUACGUACAUGUGUUUUGAUUGCCCGUCAGUCGGCCUGCAACAGAGAAUGUCAGAUUAAAAAGUGGCGUUAUGGGUAUAGCUAGUUUGUUAAAGGGUGUAAGAGUCAUUUUUGAACAAUUUUUUUGGGGGGGGGGGUUAAUGUUGAUGAAAUAUCACAGAAUAGUAAAAACAGAAUGUCCUUUUUCAUGCACAUAUUAUGUCUAUAUAUAGAGUAUAUUGAUGAGUAUAUUGAUGUCAAGGUUUACAAAGGCUGAGUGGAUGAAUGAAUGACAUAAUGAUCUAACAUGUCGACUUAAUAACUUUUUUUUUUCUGGUCCAAAAGUGUAUUAUUUAAUUUGUAUGAAUGUAAAAACUGUCAAAAGUCAAACACUGUCUAUUUUAUUGAUUAUCGAGGUCUGAACUUUGCAUGCCGUGUGAUGCCGUAGUAAUGGACCAACCACUGCGCUUUAUCAAGCAUUUGAGUCAUAUUCUCAUUUAUAUAAACCACUUUUAUAACUGGUUCAAAUUUUCAGUCCAGUCCAAGUGAUUCACAUCUACGAUACCAAGUACUAAUCAAUGCUGGCAAAUCUGAAACAAAACAAGAAUGUGCUUAUACAUAGAUUCUCAAGUUAUGAUUUUUAAGUAGCCUAGAUUAAUAUAAUAGGAUUAAACUAAUUCAUUUCAUGUUUUUUUACGGUUAUUUUUAUUUUGCAUUCUACUGUACAUCCCGUUUUUGUUCACUUUUACAGUUCUUUCUGGCUUCCUGAAUGUAACAAAAAAGAAAAAAGCCACUAUUGUGCACUAAACAAAAAUUGCAUAGCGUAAAUUGGAUAGCCGUGAAUGACAAACUACCAUAGCUAAAAGAAGGUGGUUCUAGAACAAAUGUCCCUUCGCAAAUGUGUUUUCUUCUUGUUUCUGACAAACUGUUGUUUUAAAUCAGAACUAUUUUUUUGUAAUGUAGGAAUAAUUUGAUCACUGAACGCUGUCUGCCUCAGGGGUGCGUUCAGGCACUGGCAAACACUGUAUUCUGUCUGUCUAAAAAGGCUAUAUGAAAUAGGUAUUUUGUAUAUCUUGUGAAAAAAAUGUCUUUUUGCUACUUUUGUAUCUAGAGGAUGAAGAGAACUACUUACAGUUACAGAGUAAGAAUGUUACUGUUCAGUUUUAAAACAACCAAAUGUAAGGUCAUGGGAGAAGUCAACUUCAGUAAAGAUGAAAGUUAAAAAAAAUAGCUUUAAGGGUCUGUUUUUUUGUUUUGUUUGAUGAUUUUAAAUAUGUUUGAGGUAGUUUUUAAGAUGACAUGCAUGGUCAUUGCUCACACUGACUGUAGGAAAUACACUCACUGUUUUUAAAGCAGGUGUGACCAAAUAUUUGAAUAGAUGUCUACUGCUAUAACCGAAGGCUUUAUUGCCUGUAGUGGGGCUUCAUCUGUGCCAGCCUAUUCAGAUUAACUAAAUAUCUAAAGCUUUUUUUUUUUGUUUUAUCUGCACAAAGUGUGAUGUUGCUCAUAAAUUUAUUAUAUAUACAGUAUAUAUGUAUACUACUGUACACUUUACAGCAUAUACGUAUGUAGUAAUAUUCAUGUACAGUUUGGGCUCCUUUUGUACAAAGUUUUUAAAAGGUUGAUAUCUGUAGAUAUGUGAAUUUUUGCCUUUUUUUUUUCUGUAGCUAUUAACAGCAAGAAAAAGUAAACAUGCUUGUAAUAAAGAAAGAGAUUUAAAUGUUUGAAA
Molecule: messenger RNA, 8567 nt
Organism: Onychostoma macrolepis
Lineage: Eukaryota; Metazoa; Chordata; Actinopteri; Cypriniformes; Cyprinidae
Gene: atp11a
Product: ATPase phospholipid transporting 11A
Exons: 30
Coding region: 636-4274 (1212 amino acids)
Biological process (GO): phospholipid translocation
Cellular component (GO): recycling endosome; plasma membrane; endoplasmic reticulum
Molecular function (GO): magnesium ion binding; ATPase-coupled intramembrane lipid carrier activity; ATP binding
Source: RefSeq, a predicted model, not a curated record